AUGGGGUUCAGGGAAGUGGUUUUAUUUGAGUUUGUCCUCCUCUUUUCAGCUGCUGCUGCACAAAACUCUCUCAGCUUAAACUCUAAUGAAACUCUGAACCCACAAGAACGAGAGAAAUCAGCCUCACAGCUGCCGAGGUCUCUGCAGACGACAGGUCAUCAGUCAAACCGGACCAAGCACAGCGGUCCAGUCCGCUCUCCUGUCAGCUAUCGGCUCAAGGUCCACGAGAUCUGGAACCCGGCUGUGAGGAAACACAAACCGGUCCAGAAUUUGGUGGAGCAAGGUUUUGAAAACCUGCAGAGGUGGGAGGCCAGAGGGCCGACCUGGGAGCAGCUGGAGGAGUGGGAAAACAUCCAUGUGAAGAAGUUUCUGACAUUGAUUCAAGGCCCUGAUCUCAACCCGCCUGUCAAAGAGAGAACAAAGGUACAUCAAAAACCCUGAGUUUCUUCCUUUUUUACUUUUAAAGUUGAGUUUGAUGGACUUAAACUGAUACUUUGGUGCAGGUGGAGUUCAAGCAGCGGGUUCAUGUGCCUGCUGACAGUGUGACAGUGCGAUGUGGUGAAGACAAGGUCACCGUAGAGGCCAAACAGAACUUCUUGGGUAAUAUCCGUCUGUUUGAAUCCAAUGAUUGCGGAGUUUUGUUUACAUUGGGAGUACUGUUAUUAUUGGCACUAAGGUGGUUUUGGCAUGUAUACACCUGCAGCAGAGUGAUAAAUAAAUACUGUUCUACUCUAUCAGCACUCAUUGGAUGCCCCUCGUCCAAUCAGAUUACUUGCUUUGGGCUAACAGCUUUUUGUUCUUGUGUCUUUAAAAGUACAAGCUCAGGUUAGAGGUCUAAAUUGGACAGUAAUGGUUCAGUGAGGAUGAGACUCUCUGUGCUGAUUACAGCAAACAGCACAGCAUUCAAUAUUCUGUUUCCCUUUAUUUCCUCACUCUAAGAACAAGUGUUCUUUCUCUUUAGAGCUCAAAUGCUGACUUUGCAGAGGGGGAACCUUGUCCCACACCAGAGUGUUAUUGACAGGAGCUGAAAAAGAAACAGCCUCUCUGUAAUGGUCUUGAUUCAAACUGCUUCUUUGUCCUCAGGUAACGGUCAGUUCAUCCGUCCAGGCGAUCUGACAUUAGGGGGCUGUGCUGCAGCCGACUCUGGCGGCCACGUCUUGAAGUUUCAGACUGAGCUGCACGGCUGCGGCAGCAUGAUGACGGUUAGUCUUCAACUUCCUGAAAGGGAGCUUUGCAUAAUAAGACAAAUAUUUACCCAGUGAGCAUUUUUUGGUCUAAAAGAGGUCUAAUAGACGUCUAAAUGUAGCCUAGACGACUGGUCUAAAAUCAGGCUACCACAGGUCUAAAUUGAAAGUUUCCUAAGACGUCUAAAGUUAGACCAAGUUCAGACCAAAUCUAAAUCUGGGCUAUAACUAUACUACACUUUAAAUUGCUCAACGGCUAUCAUUAUUAUUUUGGUUAAGUACUUGGAGAUGAGUUAUGCAACUCACAGUUGCUUUUUGAAAUAAAUAGUUAUCGAAUAAUGGGUUAAAGUGAAACGUCUAAAUUCCGUCUAAAAAUACACAGAAUCUGGACGGAUGAAAUUAGGUCUUAAAAAAACUAGGCGUCUAAUAGCCAUUUAUUGCUCAGUGGGUGAAUGUAUGCUGUAUUAUCAAGAGGACAAUAAUGCCAACUAAAAAAAUGUCAGUCACAUCACUGGCUUGUGUUAUUAAAACAUGUGGAGCCAUAGAUUUUGCAUAAUAUCAGGUUGUGUUGGAGCAAACAGACUGGCUUUAUAUCUGUCCCUCGCCCCUCUGACUAUUCUUAUUUCAAUCCACACAGAACGUAGUUGUCAUCUUCAUUUGCUUUGCCCUUGUGCUAUUAGAAAAAGCUCAAAAGAAGUCACUCGUGAGCAUAAUAACAGUUUUGUGAUUUCCUUAGAUGACUGAAGACGCCCUCAUCUACUCCUUCUCUCUGAUCUACUCUCCGACACCCAUAGACAACACCUUCAUUUUAAGAAGCAACCAUGCAGAGGUGGUGAUUCAGUGUCACUACCUUAGGUGAGGCUUUGGAUAAUACUGAUCAAUAUUACUCUGGUUUUUGCAUGUGAUGGCGACAAAUGGAUGCAUGGAGUUUGAGUAUAUCUACUGUAGGAGGCUCCACAUGUCAGUGUAGAGAGUUAUUUAGCAAAAAUAAUGAGUGAGAAACACGCUCUUCUGAGUACAUCUCACUUAAAAAUACACAUCCUUUCUGUGACUGUCCUCACAGGAGACAUUACGUGAGCAGCGACGUCCUGAGGCCUACCUGGACAACAUUCGCCUCCAACACGUUGGCGGAACAGCGGCUGCACUUCUCCCUGCGCCUCAUGACAGGUGGGCGAAGACGCGUCAAAAAACAACAAAACUUCAGCUGAUUUGCAGCAGAAGGUUGUGGCUAAUUUCCCAAGCGAUGGCGGCUAAUUGCAAUCACACGGAGGCCUUGCGGAGUUUCUCUGCGACUGUUUAAGAUGCUAAACAGAAAGUUUUUGAUGCAUGGUGAUGAGCUGAAAUUACAGGCCUCACAGGCUGCAUCCAACCUGAUAAUGUGAUCAAUAAACUGUUGAUUAUGUUUUCUAAUUAAUCCAAGCUUCAUGCUGCACAAAACUUUUGUUAGCAUCAUUUUGGAAAGGAAGUAAUGAAAGUUUGGAGCUACUUUUCAGGCAUCUGUUUCCUAUCCAGGUUAAUAAUGAUGCUGCAUCUGUAAUUCAUUUAUUGCUCCUUUUUUGAAGCACUUUUCUCUUAUUCCUCCAGUACCUAUUUCCUAUUCACAGCCCCACUCUCCCUCACAGGCAUCAUUUAAGCUUCAUCUAAUCAGAUCGAUGGCCCCAGCAUUAUUUUUCCACUUCUUCUGUAUUCGAUUAGAGGACUGGCAGACGCAGAGGGCUUCCAGUGUUUACUUCCUGAGUGACGUGAUGCACAUCGAAGCAGCGGUCAUGCAGGGCCACCACAUACCAUUGAGGGUGUAUGUGGACAGCUGCGUCGCCGGCGUGACUCCUGACCUUGACUCUGAACUUAUUUACCCCUUCAUCAGUAACCACGGGUGAGAAAACGCCAAAUAAACGUGACUUAAACCAGAAUAUAAACAUUUUAAGAGGUUGUGUUUGUGUUGAAGAGUCAGCCAGUCAUAAUACUUAAGAUUAAAGUUUGAAAUGUGCAGCUCUGCACCUUUUUUAAGAGCAUUUAUUGUCCCGUGAAGAGCAGGAAUAUGUUUAUAAGUCUGAAUCCUGCGUCUGUAUUUUACCUUUUAAGGUGUUUAAGUGAUGCUAAGCUGACAGGAGCCAAGUCUUACUUCAUGCAGCGGAGCCAGGAGGAUAAACUUCACUUCCAGCUGAAAGCCUUCAAGUUCCACCAAGAUCAGAGAAAUUCAGUAAGUACAGAAAGUAUAAGAGAGGUGUUUACACACUUUCAAACAACUCGUCGUGUCUUAUGACGUCAGACUUUAAAUCUCAGGCUGCUUUUGGCUUGAUUCACGCCAGUUUGGGUGCUACUUUGACCUUUUUUAGUGGCUCUAUUGGCUCAUAAUGAACACUUUAGUAAGUGUUAUUCAGAGGCUGUAAUCCUCUCAGUUACUCUGCAGCAAACACUUUCCAAUGUGAGGAAAUGAACGUCCUCUCAGGUGGCGUCUAAACUAAAUAACUUUAAUAUCCGCUGUUCGUGAAGUCAGAGCAGAGCUGCGCCAUAAAUAUGAGCCAAUGUGAACUUAUAAAUAACUCCUGCAAUCUUAAGUUUUGGAUGAAUUCUUCAAAUGAAAUUAGCAGUGAUGAUUCCGCCAAACAGGAAAGCCAACUUUCAAGUACAACAGGCUGUUUUGAGAGAUUUUAUCAAGGUUUGGAACCAAAUAUGGAAGAGUACGAUGGCCCUGGAUAUAGAAGGAAGUUUAGGAAGAUUUCUUAAUUUGCAUUGAAGAAUAAAGAUGGAAUGAAGAGGAUAAUUCAGUGCCAAGUAAAAAAGAAAAUCAGUGAGAGGAGGGAAAAGGUUUUUUUUUUAACACUUAAGAUCGCUGUGAGGAAAGUUUCUCAUUUUGGGGUGAAUUUUUGGUGUAUUUUUAGGUAUGUAAGAACCUUUAGUUGGUAAAGAUGCAGUUUGGGCAGUGUAAGUAAUCUAUGAUUAAUGGAGUUUAUAUGUUUCUUCACUUUCUCACAGCUCUACAUCACUUGUCAUCUCAAAGCAACAUCUGUCUCUGUCCCUGUGAACUCACAGCACAAAGCCUGUUCAUACCUGACUGAAGCAAAAAGGUCGGAUUAUUCAUAAAAAGAUGAAGUUCAGAUUAAUGUCUCUCAUGUUACUGUCCGAUCAAUCCUGCAGGCACUCAAUGGUAUUUCUCUUUCAAACAAUUUUUCGUGUAUCUCUAAUGUUAUGACAAGACUCGUACAGUGUCUGAUACCUGUUUUCUGUGGCUGUGGGUGGAGACAGAUGGGUGGCAUCAGGUGGAGACAAUAAUGUGUGUGACUGCUGUGAGAGCAGCUGCAGCCUGCAGAGACAGAGGAGAAGUCCUGCAGCAAAUGCAGGUACAGUUAAUAGACGCAACACCCUAUUACACAUCGGGAUGCACACUAAACACUUGUGGUCCAGUAAUCAAAAUCAAAAUCAAAAUGUAUUGAUAGUUUUCAUGUUGGUGUAGAAGCUACAAACUUAGUUAAACCAGCGUUUGUGCUUUACUUUGCCUAAGUAUGCUUUCUGCAUCUUUAGCAGACUGAUUUUUUUUGUGUGUGUCCCUUUUAACAAUGUUUUCAAUCAGGACUAUGCAUCAGCUGGCUAAACUCACUGAUUGGUUUGCGUUUUUUUGCAGGGCGUGAUGUAGAACCGGAGUGGGAAGGCAUAGCUGCUCUGGGUCCCAUCCUGCUGAAGGAGAAAGUCCUGCAGGUGGCGCUUCUUCCUGAGCCAGCUCCACAGGGAGUAACUCCAAAUGGUAACAUGGGAUCCCCCUCUUUUUUUUUCACCUAAGGCUAUGAUCAUACUGCAGGUUAUGACGCAUAAUUCAGAUUUUUUGUUAAAUCCGAUCUUUUUGUGCGGUCGUUCACAUUACAACAACGAAUGGGGCAUCUAAUAUGAACGGAAUGCGUCCGUGGAGUGACCCACAUGCGCACAAAGCACGAAUUGCUUUCCGCGCCUGUUCGUGUUGUCAAACAAUGGUGACGUUUGUCGUAUAUUGAUGACGUAUAGGUCGGAUGAACGCGACCAGGGGCCUAUUCUACGAAGCAAGUCCGACGCCAGCAGUCACAUCAGAUACCUGAUGUGAAAAAUUUUGAAAAUUGAUUUGAAAAAAUCAGAAUUGCACUGUUCACACUUACAUGAAAAAAUCUGAUAUGUGUCACAUAUGGUUAAAAAAAUCGUGAUUGACCUGCAGUGUGAACAUAGCCUAAUUUUCUGCCUUCAUCUCCUUAUCGCUGCUUCAGCUUGAAACUUUGUAAUUCACUUUGUGUUGACUUUGGUGCCCCCUUGAGGACAAAGUGAUACCUCAUAUCUUAAAAAAACGCUCCUGCUUUCUCUUAACAGUCAAAAAUAAAACUUUCAUACAUCUUUGCAUGAUUUUAAACAGCUGCAUUUGAGUUUUGUCUGCCUGUCCGACACUGGUUCUGCAGCAUCAUUUCCAGGAACUGCAAAAUUAUAUCAAACUGAUAGUCAUGUUUGCUUUUCUGCUCCAUAAAGAUCCAUUAAUUUCAGUCUGUUCAUGACUACUCAAACACUCUUCACUGGAGCUUUUAAAUACUGCAGCUAAUGUCAGCGAUGUUUUAUCCUCUCUCCUCAGCCUCCUCUUCCUCUCUCGCUCUGAUGUGUGGAGUAGGUGCAGCACUGACUGCGGUGUUGCUGUUUUUUAUGGGUGCUGUCAUUUACAGCAGGUUGCAAAAACCCACUGGGCAUGCUGUUUGUACCUGA
This is a messenger RNA of Xyrichtys novacula (pearly razorfish), 5894 nucleotides long. The record is from the annotation of a GenBank genome assembly. Lineage: Eukaryota; Metazoa; Chordata; Actinopteri; Labriformes; Labridae.